UCGAAUAAGAGCUACGCACGUCCACGCAUACACGCGCAAGCAUACAUACAUAAGUUGAGAGUAAAGUACGAGUACGCGAAAGGAGAAGAAGUCGACACUUCGGUCUCGCUCGUUCUCGGACGAGGACGCGUUUCCUCGCAUCUUUAUUUGCGAUUGCACGGUUAUCGCGAGCAAACGAUUUUCAAAGUUGUUUUAUCUUUGUUUGACAGAACAGAUGAUCGAUCGUGUAAAAAAAAACAGUUCGUACGCUUUUUUGGAACGCCCUCUCUCGGUCUCUCUUUUUUUCUCCGUUUUCUCCUUUCUGUCUCUCUCUCUCUCUCUCUCUCAUCUUGCCGAUAGAAAUGCCUUUCUUCAAGAAACUUCGGAGAUUCUCCAGGCAUAAAAAACUAUGCGAGGAAUGGGCCCUGGCGAACAGUCGCGAAUGCGUGGAGAGUGGCGGCACAGCAGCCUCGACGCACGAGGAAUCCGAGGAUGCAUCGGAGGCCAGGUUCACCCUCAAAUAUUUGGGCAGCACCCUCGUCGAGACGCCAUCGAGCGAGGAGGCCACCGCUGAGGCCAUAAAGACGGUCAUUACCAUGGCAAAGGCGAGCGGUAAAAAGUUACAGAGGGUGUCUUUGGCUGUGAGCUUGAGAGGUAUCAGAAUGACGGAUUUGGCCACGGAGGAAGAUCAGCUUCAAGUAUCGAUAUACAGGAUCUCCUAUUGCUCGGCCGACGCGACCCACGAUCACGUGUUUGCGUUCAUCGCAACGAAUCUGAACGAGACGAUGGAAUGUCACGCGUUUCUUUGUCCAAAAAGAAAAAUGGCACAGACGGUGACAUUGACGGUGGCCCAGGCAUUCAAUACCGCUUACGAGGCCUGGCAAUUGUCACAGGCUGAUCCGAGGAUUCAUCAUGCUCAAGAUAAAGGGUCUACGUUGACGGAUGAGAAAAACGAAACGAAUGAGAAAAAGAAUUGCAGCGAGACGAAGAACCAGUCGGCGAAGAUGAUUCAACAAAACAAGCAGAACGGUCAACAACGUCACGCCGUCAACGAAGGUCAAAAGAACCUUUUAAUCGAUCUCUCGAACGAUCCUAAGCCGACGGGGAAUUCAUGGGUGAGCUUCGAGGAAGAAUCGAGUUCGGAUAGCAAGAGAUCGCAAAAGAAUUCGGCCAACAGUAUUCCCAUGACUACGCUGAGACACACGACGAGCGCGUCCACGCCGUCUCAUCACGUAGUACCGAGGCCAUCGACGGGAUUCAAGAUGCAAAACGCUUGGGGAGAAUCCAGAUCCGUCGAUCUAAUGUGCUCGUAGCAGACAUAGCCUGCGGCUGACAGCUUCAGAGACGUGCCAUUAAUCACGGGUCUCUGGAAGCAUCUGUCGAAUAGCGGCCAAACCAAGAAAACUAAUCCUUAGACCAAUAUCAACCUCGCCGAGGAGGAGAGUAAUGUGAUUUUAAAAUGUGACGCGAUGUAUACGGGAGGAAAGGGAUUAGCGAAACGAUCGUUCGUUCGAUCGACCGAUCGAUCGAGUUUUAAACCAUUCGACGCGAGACGAAGCUUUCUCCUCGAG
Molecule: messenger RNA, 1550 nt
Organism: Vespula pensylvanica (western yellowjacket)
Lineage: Eukaryota; Metazoa; Arthropoda; Insecta; Hymenoptera; Vespidae
Product: low density lipoprotein receptor adapter protein 1-like
Exons: 6
Coding region: 342-1292 (316 amino acids)
Source: RefSeq, a predicted model, not a curated record